This is a messenger RNA of Xylona heveae TC161, 3147 nucleotides long. RefSeq names its product MIF4G-domain-containing protein. Gene Ontology annotation, molecular function: RNA binding; protein binding. Gene Ontology annotation, biological process: mRNA splicing, via spliceosome. The transcript has a single exon. Gene Ontology annotation, cellular component: catalytic step 2 spliceosome. The record is from RefSeq and is a predicted model, not a curated record. NCBI's taxonomy places the organism in Eukaryota, Fungi, Ascomycota, Xylonomycetes, Xylonales, Xylonaceae. Bases 144 to 2828 code for a protein of 894 amino acids.
CUUCCCCAGAUAAUCAGCAACCUAGUCCUGACUUCCCCAAAAGUUCCCAAAAAUUCAGGACGUGACGCCGUUGAGGCUUCAAAGCGAGACUUUCUCGCCUUUUCCCCUCAUCUUUUCAGUGAUCUCUCACUGAAUCAUCGAUAAUGGGCGACUCGGUUGCUGUUCAGUCCGCGGUUCGCCUCGCGACGCCGCCGCCUCCAGAAUCGUAUGCGGCAGCAACGAAUUCUGCCGCGAAACGGAAGCGGUCCCCUUCAUCCCGAUCACCAUCUCCGAGACGUCGAAGGUCGCCUCCGCGUGGUCCAUCUCGAUCAGGCGCAGCUCUUCCAGAUGUGGAUCCACGUCGCGCGAUGGAGCGCGAGCGCCAACUUGCGGAGAGGUUGGUACAACGCGAGAAGGAAGAUGCGGCGCCCCGGCCAUUGACCGAGGAAGAAAAGCAGGCCGCUGCCAAAGCCGAAUACGAUAAGCUGGUCAACAUGCGUUCUGGAGGGACAUACAUCCCACCCGCACGGUUACGGGCUCUUCAAGCGCAGGUUACAGACAAGAAUAGCAAAGAGUACCAGCGAAUGUCGUGGGAGGCCCUCAAAAAAUCUAUCAAUGGUCUUAUCAACAAGGUUAACGUCUCGAACAUCAAGUACAUUGUUCCUGAGCUCUUUGGCGAGAACCUGGUUCGAGGCAGAGGACUGUUCUGCAGGAGCAUCAUGAAGGCCCAAGCAGCCAGUUUACCAUUCACGCCCAUCUAUGCCGCCAUGGCCGCCAUUGUCAAUACAAAGUUGCCGCAGGUCGGAGAACUUUUACUCAAACGUCUCAUUGUGCAAUUCAGAAAAGCAUUCAAGAGAAACGACAAGGCCGUUUGUUUGUCGUCGACGACAUUCAUUGCCCAUCUUGUGAACCAGCAGGUGGCGCACGAGAUGCUUGCCGCGCAGAUUCUACUUCUAUUACUCCACAAGCCGACAGAUGACAGCGUUGAAAUUGCCGUCGGUCUGACGAGAGAAGUUGGACAACAUCUCGAAGAAAUGAGCGGUCCAAUCGCGCUGGCCGUUUUCGACCAAUUUCGAAGCAUUUUGCACGAAGCCGACAUUGACAAACGAGUGCAGUACAUGAUUGAAGUGUUGUUCCAGGUUCGAAAAGACCGAUACAAGGACAAUCCGGCCGUCAGAGAAGAUCUUGAUCUUGUGGAGGAGGAAGACCAGAUUACACACCGAACUGGACUUGAGGAUGAAAUCGAAGUUCAGGACGGUCUGAACGUAUUCAAGUACGACCCGGAAUGGCAAGAACACGAGGAAGCAUACAAGAGUCUCAAGGCAGAAAUUCUCGGCGAGGCCUCGGGAAGCGAAGAUGAAUACACGACAGACGACGAAUCCGAGGAGGAGGAAAACCAAGAAGAAAAGGCAAUGGAGAUUAAGGACCAGAGCAACACUGAUCUUGUGAAUCUUCGACGAACCAUUUACUUGACAAUCAUGUCAAGUAUCGACUUUGAAGAAUGCUGUCACAAGCUUAUGAAAGUCAAUCUUCCUCCUGGCCAAGAGUCUGAGCUUCCAUCCAUGGUCAUUGAAUGUUGCUCUCAAGAGCGAACGUAUUCCAAAUUCUACGGUCUCAUCGGCGAGCGAUUUGCCAAGCUCAAUCGGCUUUGGACCGACCUCUUCGAGGCCUCCUUUGCCCAGUACUACGAAACCAUCCACCGAUAUGAGACAAACCGUCUGCGCAACAUUGCCCGAUUCUUUGGCCAUCUUCUCGGCUCUGACGCCAUCGGAUGGCAUGUUCUCUCCGUCAUUCACCUGAAUGAAGAUGACACCACCUCUUCCAGCCGUAUCUUCAUCAAGAUUCUCUUCCAGGACCUUGCCGAAAACAUGGGCAUGGCGAAGCUGGUCGCCGUCCUGAGAGACGAGCUCCUGCGGCCCAGUUUCGCCGGCCUUUUCCCCACCGACAACCCGCGCAACACUCGCUUCUCCAUCAACUACUUUACCGCCGUCGGCUUGGGUGCUGUCACAGAGGACAUGAGAGAAUAUCUCAAGAACCUUCCCAAACCGGCUCCUCCGCCUGCCCUCCCUCCUGCAGACUCCGGGUCAGAAUCCGACAGUGGCCGCUCGGUUUCCAGCUACUCCUCGUACACCGGCUCCUCACGAUCCUACACCAUGUCGCGAUCACCAUCUCCACGACGCGGACGAGAUCGAGGUCGAGGUCGAUCUCGCUCCCGAAGCUACAGCUACUCCUCUUCUUCUUCCGUCUCGAGAUCGCGCACUCCACCUCCUCGCCGCACUCGACGAGGCAGAAGCAAAUCCUAUUCGUCAAGCCUCUCUCGUUCCCCUCUUCCACCUCCAUCAGACCGACGACAACGUCGCCGGGGCAAUUCCUAUUCGUACCGCAGCGCAUCCCGUUCGCGCAGCCUCAGUCGCACUCCAAGCAUCAGUCGUUCACCCUCCCCUUCACGAGUUCCCGCCCGAACCCAGGGCCGGGGCCGAGGCCGCUCCUACUCGGCCAGCAGCUACGACUCCCGCAGUCCCAGUCCUGCUCCUAGACGCGGCGAUCGCGGUGAUCGGCGCUCUCCCACCCCUCCCCGAGGCCGUGCAAGAUCCGCGUCAUCAUAUUCUUCGAGAUCUUCAAGACCUCGCUCCCUCUCUGCAUCCGUUUCUCCGCCUCCGCCUCGACGAAACGGUACCGCUCCUACUGCCCGACCAUCUCAAGCUCGUGAUCGUCGCAGGAGUUACUCUCGCUCUGCCACGCCCCCUUCUCGCCCCCGCCGCGGCCGCGCCCCGUCGUAUACCCCGUCGCGAUCGCCGACUCCGCCACCGCGAAGACCAAGAAGGAGUCCUAGUUAUGAUAGGCGGUAACUGCAUGCUCUAGCUGUAUCUGUAUCUGUAGCUGGAGCUGGUGCGAUAAUAGGAGCGGUGAUAGGACCGCAUUGUUUUUGAUUUAGGGUUUAUUUGAGAGUACUGCAGGAAGAUAGCAAUUUGUCAAAUAUUAGUAGGGCAAAUGGGGUUCGAACCCACAGGCCCUUCGCUAGGAAACAUAUUAUGAGGGCCUUUUUUAUUACAGAUUGUCGCAACUUCAGACGAAGUAGUAUAUUUUUUCUUUUUUUCCCGUCUCAUAAGUCUUUGCAAUUUCAAACGGAGUAGGAUAUUGUAAAAUAAAUCCAUCUCUCUUAUGCCA